AUGAAUAUGUUGGAUAGUCCAUCCUACGAAAUAGAUGAAGGGCCUCUCGGGCCAUUUGAUACUCCUCAGAAAUAUGAGAAAAUUAUUGAAAAGCUGCAAGUUAUGAUUGACAACAAUAACUGGAAUAUCCUUUUUGAAACGGCGAUCGAAGACGCUCGUGGUACAGGCGCAAGAGAAAUGCAAUAUAUAAAAACUUUGACCGAUUACUACAAUUUUCUUAAUUAUUUUGUGAGAUGGGUGCCUACGGAAAGAGAAUCAGGAACUUAUGUUCAUCGUAUGAUGAAGACAAUGUAUUUUGUCCUCUCUCAGAAACCUGUCGAACAGCUUCAGUCACCCAUUGCACCUUGGAGUAAUCCGCCGUAUACUGAGCUAUCCCAAUGGAUACUCGAUUUUGCCAAAGAAUUAGGGAAAUUUCUUAGUACGAAAGAGUCAAUUACUGAAGCAUCUCUAAAGACUUUUUAUACUGCACAGGGUUACAACCUGGAUGCUUACGAGAUAUCUGCCGGAGGUUGGAAAUCUUUUAACGAUUUCUUCACCAGAAAACUUAAGAAUGGAACUCGACCCAUUGACGGCCCUUCCAAUCCAGCAGUUAUCGUGAGUGCUGUAGACUCAUCCUUUGGUGGUUGUUGGAGUAUAGGUGAAGAAUCGGUUGUCGUUUUAAAAGGCCUCUCCUGGAGCAUUAAACAGUUACUUAGUGACAGUAAAUACAAAGAUGAUUUUGCGAGCGGGCUAUAUAUGCAUGAAAAGCUCUUGGUAACCGACUAUCAUCGUAUACAUGCUCCUGUCGAUGGCACAGUGCUCGAAGCCAAAGUCAUUCCAGGUCUGGCAUAUUACAAGGUUGUUGCCUCAGGCGAACCAGGAUCAUCAGUGUCUCUUCGAAAAGUGGAGAGUGAGAGCAAAAUUACCCUAAAUGUUACGAGCGUUGAUGGGUUUCAAUUCAGCCAGGCUCGCAAUAUGAUUAUAAUCGAUUCACCAAUUGGAAAAGUAGCUGUUUUACCGAUCGGUAUGGGUCAAGUAUCUUCUGUAGUUCUCACCGUUAAGGUAGGGCAAAAAUUGAAGAAAGGAGAUGAGAUAUCGUUUUUACAGUUUGGUGGAUCUGAUUGCGUUCUCGUGUUCCAAAAUGAAAGCCAAGUUAGUGCACUUGCUGUUUCAGGAAAACAAUAUAGAGUGGGCGAACAGAUUGCAAUUGCACAUAAG
This is a messenger RNA of Dentiscutata erythropus, 1197 nucleotides long. The record is from the annotation of a GenBank genome assembly. Lineage: Eukaryota; Fungi; Glomeromycota; Glomeromycetes; Diversisporales; Gigasporaceae.